AUGGCGAUGAGUCCGAAGGAUCACAUUGAGGAUAUCCGCAGAAGAAAAUUUUCAAUCGGUGGAGAGCCAAACUCUCUGAGGGAGGACCUCCAUCAGGCCGUUAAAAACCUCUCCGCCGAGCUCUACUCAAAGGAUGUUCACUUUUUCAUGGAACUCAUUCAGAAUGCUGAGGAUAAUGAGUACGAGUCGGGAGUGAAACCCAGCCUGGAAUUCGUGAUUACGUCGAAAGACAUAACGGAGACGGGAGCGAAAGCGACUCUAUUGAUAUUCAACAACGAGAAAGGGUUUUCCAGUAGGAAUGUUGAAUCCAUUUGUAGCGUCGGCCUUUCCACUAAGAAAGGCCAACGCAAGAGUGGCUAUAUUGGCGAGAAAGGGAUUGGGUUCAAGAGUGUGUUUUUGAUCACUGCUCGGCCUUACAUAUUUAGCAAUGGCUACCAGAUUCGAUUUAACGAGGAGCCGUGUGAGCACUGCGGUAUUGGGUUUAUUGUUCCAGAAUGGGUGGAUGGGAACCCUAUUCUUGCACGGAUAAACCAAAUCUAUGGUUCUUCAAGGAAACACCCUACCACAACUAUGGUUUUGCCGCUCAAGUCUGACAAGGUGGCUCCAGUGAAGCAGCAGCUUUCAAGCAUUCAUCCUGAGCUUCUAUUAUUUCUCUCAAAGAUAAGGGAGCUUUCGGUCAGGGAAGAAAACGAGGAUCCAAAGCUCAAUUCUGUUAGUGCGGUUUCCAUUUCAAGCGAGAGAGAUCUUGUGAGGAAGAAAAACAUUGAUGCUGAGUCUUUCCUGCUGGUUCUUUCUGCUGAUGAAAAGGCUGCUGGGAGCAAUGGACAAUGCAGUCACCAUAUGUGGAGGCAAAGAUUCCCAGUUAAGAAGGAAUGCAGAGUUGAUAGGAGAAAGGAGGUUGAUGAGUGGGUGAUCACCCUUGCGUUUCCUUAUGGAGAACGGCUCAACCGCGGAAAUAUCUCUCCUGGGAUUUAUGCUUUCCUUCCUACAGAAAUGGUCACGAACUUCCCCUUCAUUAUUCAGGCAGACUUCUUGUUAUCAUCGUCCAGGGAGGCCAUUCUUUUGGACAACAAAUGGAACAAGGGAAUUCUCAACUGUAUUUCUGUGGCCUUCUUAGCUGCAUUUACCUCCUUAGUCAAGGCUAACAUAGAUGCUCCCACUUCUACUCUUGUUCAUAUGUUUAACUUUCUGCCCCUUAAAGGUUCUCCAUAUUCCAGUCUUAACUCGAUCAAAGACUCAAUCAGAGAGAAACUUCUCCAGGAGGAUAUUAUGCCGUGCCAGUCAUAUACAACGCAGAAGUAUUUCCGAAAACCAAAUCAAGUUGGAAGGCUAAAGCCUGCAUUUUGGACUUUGGUGGAUAAGGCAAGGAAGCAAGGGGUGAGUUUCCUUAAUAUUUCUUCCCAUGGGAAAUAUAUUCUGAACCAUGCAUUUGAUCAGGAGAAGUACAAUGACAUUUUGAAGUUUUUGGAUGUAAAGUAUGUAGAAGACGAGUGGUAUUCGAGGUGCAUUCAGAGUUCUGAUCUUGUGUUGGGUGUCUCAGAAGAUCUAUACCUGGAACUUCUGCUAUUUGUUGCUGAUUACUGGGGGUCAUUUUCAAAGACAAGUAUGGUGAAAAUACCAUUGUUGAAGUAUCUUGACAGUAACCUGCAUGUCGGAUUGUGUAGUGUGAAUUCUGCUUCCACAAGAGAUCAUCUAAAGCUGUUUAUAUGCACUCACUCAGGUGAUGUAUCAUGGCUGACAAGUUGGCACAGAGAGUUCCGUUGCGUUGGGGGGUACUUAAUUGCUGAAUCAACACAAAAAGAACUUCACAGUAGCGCUUCAAAGUGGCAGAAAGUGUUCGAUUGGCUUUGCAGUAAGCCGAGUGUGAAGUCUGUAGACGUGGAAAAGUAUGCAGUUAUGAUCCGCGACUCACUGAGUCAUGAUCAGAAGCUUAUUCUCGCAUAUGCUCAUUUCCUGUAUCACUCAUUCAAGCAGAAGUAUUUGUCUGCAACCCAAAUUGGUCCGCUUUGUCUUGAAAUGCCCCUUGUUGAUGAUUAUGGGCAGGUGGCCACCAAAAGAAAGCGUGUUGUACCUGCUAACGGAAGUAAAUGGGUGCAGCUUCUUGGCUCCUCUAAUCCAUGGAAAAGAGAUGGUUACAUUGAGCUGGGAGGAGAGUAUUUGCAUGAUCAAAGAUAUGCUUGUGUGUAUACCAAGAAGGAAGAUCUCCUUCAGUUUCUUAAAUCCCAUGCUCGUGUUUUGGAUAUUCCCAGUUUGCCUCCUCCAGAUGUUUCACUAUCUAGUAUGGCUUCCCCACUAACCAGGGAUAAUGCACUCCUGCUGUUAGAUUGGAUUGGUAAAAUGAAAGUGAUUCCGGAGAGAUUCUUGAGCUGCAUAAGGGAAGGAUCUUGGCUUAGAGUCCGUCUAUGUGGUAAUCCAGGCUUCAGGCCCCCGUCACAAUCCUUCUUACCUUCCUCGUCCUGGGGAGAUCAUUUGCAGAAUGGAUCUUUGCCUGUUGAUAUUCCAUUAGUUGAUAAGGAGUUUUAUGGUAAUGUGAUUUCUGAGUAUAAGGAAUCUCUGAGAACUGCUGGUGUUAUGUUUGAAUUGCAGGAUGCUUGUGAGUUUAUUGCGAGGCAUUUUAUGUCUCUGGCUGCUUCUUCUGCCUUUACAAAAUUUGAUGUCAUUUCGAUGCUGAAUUUCAUUAGGUAUUUGAGGGCUAAAUUUCUCCCUCCUGAUAGUUUCAUCAACAGUGUCAAAGAUAAGAGGUGGCUCCAGACAACUCAAGGCAACAGGACCCCAGGUCAAUCUGUGUUUCUUGAUAAGGAAUGGGCUGCUGCAUCACUGAUCAGCAACAUCCCGUUUGUUGAUCAAAAUCAUUAUGGCCAUGAAAUUCUUGCUUACAAGGAAGAACUCAAGCUCCUCGGUGUUAUCUUUGGUUUUAAUCAAAAUUUCCAGCUAGUUGUUUCCAACUUGAAACCUUCAGGGUCAUUGACUUCACUAAGUGCUGAAGCAGCUCUCCUGGCACUAAACUGUAUUCGUCACUUGCGUUUAGGUUCUUCUCAUAGUCUGUGCACAGCCCUCGCGGGCAAUAGAUGGUUAAAGACUGUGAGGGGAUACAGAUCUCCUACUGAAUGUUUCCUACCGGAUCCAACCUGGGUUAGCCUUCUUCAGGUUUUCGAUUGCUUUCCUUGCAUUGAUGAGAAGUUCUAUGAGAGUAAAAUCAGUUGGUUCAAGCAUGAGCUUAAAAUGUUGGGUGUGGUGGUUAGUUUUGAGAAUGCUACUAAGCCAUUUGCUGAAGUUUUUAGACAGCAGGCAUCAAAAUCUGCAUUGAGUAAGAGCAAUGCACUUUCUUUCCUGGAAUGCUACAAGAAGUUAAAAGCAAACAGCUUGAAUUUACUAAAGUCAGAUGGAGAUAUAGGGAAAGUUAUUCAAGAGGUUAAGUGGCUUAGAACAAGACUUGGUAGUGCCAGUACACCCAAAAAGUGCAUCUUGUUUGGUAAAGAAUGGAAAGCCAUUUCUUCUGUCUCUCUGUUACCCUUUCUGGAUGAGGCUUAUUAUGACCAGGGCAUUCUUGGGUACAAAGCCGAGCUUUAUAGUAUGGGCGUCACUACCACUUUUAGAAAAGGCUCAAAAUUUGUUCCUGCAGGGCUCCGAUUGCCUAAGAAUCCUGGUGAAAUUUCGCCUUCUGUUGUGUGUUCACUUCUGCUGUGCUUAAGGAAUUUACAAGAGGAUGAUGACAAGAAUCUUAUCUCCGUUCUCUUGGAGAAACUCGAUCAUAAGUGGAUCAAGACUCAAGAAGCAGGUUAUCGAUCUCCAAAGCAGUGUUUGCUAUUUGGUUCUAGUUGGAAUGGUUGUUUGAAGCUAGAGGAUGGACCCUUCAUUGAUGAAAAGUUUUACGGUUCAGAAAUUUUGUCAUACAAAAAAGAACUUCAGGCUUUGGGGGUAGUGGUUGAGGCCAAAGAUGGAUGCUCCUUGGUUGCUGAUUACCUUGAUGUGCACUCUAAUCGUGACACCAUCAAUCGGAUAUAUACUUACUUGAACAAUCAUGGUUGGGUUCCUACCAGUGAUGUAAGUGCAAAGAUAUGGAUUCACAAUGGGGAGAAUAGUGGAAAGUGGGUGAGUCCUAAGGAUUGUGUUCUCCAUGAUAAAACCAAUCUUUUUGGUUCACACUUGUUUGUCUUAGAGAAGUAUUACAGCCAUGAAUUGCUGGUUUUCUUCAGCAGAUUGGGAGUUAAUAGCAAUCCUACUGUGGAAGACUACUUGAAGCUUUGGAAGGAAUGGGAGUGUGCAGAGAGGAGAUUACUGCCUUCUGAGUGCUGUGCCUUUUGGGAGUUUAUAGUGAACCAUUGGAGCUCAAAGACACAGAAAUUUCUUGCAGAGAAUCUAUCCAAACUCCCUGUUUGUUCAGUCCAGGAUGAUGGGAUAUUGUUGCUGGACAAACACGACGUUUUUAUAGCCGAUGAUCUCUACAAGAAGGACCUUUUUGAACAAAGCUCUGUGGAUCCUCUGUUUGUCUGGUACCCCCAGCCAAGCCUGCCAUCCCUGCCUAGAACCAAGCUUCUCAAUAUCUACAGAGAAAUUGGUGUUGGGGCUUUGUCAGAAUCUGCCCAGAACAUGGGACUUUCUUCAAUCGACUGUGCCGGGCUGGAACUGGCCAAUCCGGAUAUGAUCUUCAUCGGGAAAAACCUGUCCACUCUCAUUCUCGGUUUCCUAGCUCAGCCUUCUCUGGAGAUUGAAGCCGAGAAGAGGCAUGAGUUGGUCAGGCAACUUGUGAACACCAAGUUUCUGAAGCUGAAAGAACCAAUUGCGGUUGACUAUAGGCUGUCACUUUCUUCUGGGAAAAUUGUGAUUGCUAAGGCCAGGAGAAUGAUGGUGUGGGAGAGAGAGAGGUCCAAGUUCUUCAUUGCAGAUAUUGAGAAAUUGGGUGGUUGCCAAUGUGUCCUGGAAUAUGCUACUUAUUACUCUGAAGAAGUUUCCAAGGGGAUAUUGUGGGAGAAAGAAGAUGCAGUUCGUGAGCUUGCUGAACUCAUCAGGUUGGGGUUCAUCGUCAAGUUUGAUAAGGUAGCUAUCAGCUUCCUGAUGAAGAUAAACAAUCUCCAGAUUUUCAAGGAAGAUGAACUGUUUCUGUCUUCUGUUUUUCCUGCUGAAUAG
Molecule: messenger RNA, 5127 nt
Organism: Ipomoea triloba (trilobed morning glory)
Lineage: Eukaryota; Viridiplantae; Streptophyta; Magnoliopsida; Solanales; Convolvulaceae
Exons: 3
Coding region: 1-5127 (1708 amino acids)
Source: RefSeq, a predicted model, not a curated record